Messenger RNA from Microcebus murinus (gray mouse lemur), 4730 nucleotides. RefSeq names its product B and T lymphocyte associated (gene BTLA). Gene Ontology annotation, biological process: immune response-regulating cell surface receptor signaling pathway. The record is from RefSeq and is a predicted model, not a curated record. Gene Ontology annotation, cellular component: plasma membrane. Gene Ontology annotation, molecular function: signaling receptor activity. NCBI's taxonomy places the organism in Eukaryota, Metazoa, Chordata, Mammalia, Primates, Cheirogaleidae.
GAUAUGUACCUACAGACUUAAAAGUGCUGUUCUUCCCUCUUCUGUUAAGGAAGUGCUUCCUGUCACUCAUUUUCUCCAUAACCUCAGAUAAGUUUUCACUUGGUUUAAUGACAAUAAGCCUUCUCAUCUUACUGAGACAUGAUGUUCAGGGAAAAAAAUUCUAAAAAGCUUUUACAUAAAAGAAGUUUCAUAAUCACAAGCUAUAAAAAAGGGGAAAAUAUAUACUUACCGUAGGUACUUUUAUGAUGAAUUUCCUGACCUCAAUUUGAUUAAAAUCUCAACCUAAAGAUUGCAACAAUAUAGAUUUCUUUAAAGUUUAAUUGUUCAUUUCGCUGAACGUUGAAUGGAAACAAAACCUCAAGGUGGGGCAGGCAAAAGGGUGGUAGAACGGAAGGAGAAGUUAAGGACGGAGCUGCUUUGCAGAUCACAGUAUUUGAAAGUGAGCAGAUGAUUUGACAAGAAGCAAAAACCACACAACAAAAUACCUCAUAGUCUUUCUGCUCACUUUGUUUCACAAAAUCGCUCAGGCUCUUUCUAUUGUCCUCUUCCACCUCCUCUGUCUUCUCUUUUUAUUAUUUCACAAAUGCCACUGGGGUAGGUAACAUGAUCCAACGCUGAAGAAGUCAGAGAAGGAAAGAAAACCUACUUGAGCAAUUUUUCCAUCCCUGAUAUGCAUAGGCAAUGAAGACACUGCCAGACAUGCUUGGAAUUGGAAAAUUGUUUUGGGUCCUCUUCCUAAGACCACGCCCCGACAUUUGGAGCAUCCAUGGGGAAGAAUCAUGUGAUGUACAACUUUACAUUAAGAGACAGUCCAUACACUCUGUCUCAGCGGGAGAUCCCUUUGAACUGCAAUGCCCUGUGAAAUACUGUGAGGAGAGGCCUAAUGUGACUUGGUGCAAGAUCAAAGGAUCAGCCUGUUUAGAUCUUGGAGAUAGAUUUCAACCACACACAAGUUGGAAGGAAGACAAGAAUAUUUCAGUUUUUAUUCUACAUUUCGAACCAGUGUCUCCUAGUGACAAUGGGUCAUACCGCUGUUCUGCGAAUCUUUCGUCUAAACUCAUUACAAGCCACUCAACAACCAUUUAUGUGACAGAACAAAUUCAAAAUAAUUCAGAACUCCCUCUAAUAACAUUGACUAACAUUCCAGAUUCAACCAGUGCCUCAGGAAGACCCUUCAAGGAAGAGGUGGCAAACACACCAUGGCUUCUUUAUAGUUUGCCUCCUUUGGGGGGAUUGCUUCUACUCAUUUCCUGUUUCUGCCUGUUCUACUGCCUGAGAAGGCAACAAGGGGAACAAAAGAAGCUCUCUGAUACAGCGAAAAGGGACAUUAACAUGGUUGAUGUUCCCCAGCCCUUUAAGAGUGAGCAAACGGAAGAGGGCACUGGACAAAAUUCCCAAACACUGCCAUCAGAAACUGGAAUUUAUGAUAAUGACCCUGAAAUUUGGUCCAGGAUGCAGGAAGGAUCUGAAGUUUAUUCUCAACCACACCUGGAGGAAAACAAACACGACAUUGUUUAUGCGUCCCUGAACCAUUCCAUCAUUGGAAUAAACCCGAGACAGGCAAGAAAUGUGCAAGAAACACCGACAGAAUAUGCAUCCAUAUGUGUGAGGAAUUAAAUCUGGUCCUGACUCCAACCAGUGAUCAUUCCAUGAUCAGUGUGUCAACACCAUUGUCUGAGCCCAAAAGGAUGUCAAAUAAUAUUUGUUGACCUGACAAUUUUCACUUUAAAAAGGUUCAUGUUAGUGCUUGGGCCUUAUGAGUCCACAGUACAAAUGAUUAAAAUUUCCUCUGGAAACUCCUGUGGGAGACUUUUAUAUUAUAAUCUUUAACAACAAAGAUUUAUCUGCAAAAUUGAUUGAUAUCAUGAGUAGCAGAAUAAUACAUAUUUAAACAUAGCUGCAUUUUAUUCAAUAUAUAAACUCAAUCUUUCUUUUGGAGCAAUCAGAAAGACUUGCAGGAAAGAGAGAUUUGUGUUAUCUGGAUCAGUUCAAUACAGAAAGAAAAAAAGUCCUAAUUUGACUAACCAUAAAUACAGAAAUGAUUGUACAUUUCCAGUCAAUCUUCCACAAUAAGAAAUUUUCCCAUGUCAAGCUAAGACUGGUGUUUCUUAAAGGUAAAGGAGAAAUCAUUUUAGACUUGAUGUAGAAAAGAAUAGAAAGGAUAAAUGGCACAAUAAAGAUAUAGGAUAUAUCAUUCAGAUAUGGAUUGGAUGUUUCCUAUACCUGGCAAACAAAUGCUUAUAUCUACCCUGUUAGAUUGCUAAGCAAAUACAGAUAUUAAUGGAGCAUUUUUGAGCAAAGUGGUGAUUCAGUAUUUGGGUUUUAUAGACAAAUGCAUAUGAAUGUGACAUAAUGCUGCUGGAUUAAUAUAAUUGUGGAUAUCUAAAUAAACAAAUUAGUAAAAAUAUGAAUUAUUAGGCAAAUGAAGAUUAAUGGCUUCAAUUACUUCAUGCUUGACUUGAUAGCAAAUUAAAAGCAUAAUUAAUGGAAUAAAGAAAAGGCCAGAAUAUUUAGUAGGUUGGGGUCAACAUACUUUCAUCCACCACAUCUGUAUUGCUUUUCUUCUUACUAAGGAAUAGAGGCAAAUCAUAUGUAGUGAUGUAUUAUAGUUUGAUAAUCAUUUGUUUUAAAAAACUGAGGUUGCAGCCACUUAAGAGUAUAGCAAGAGGGGGCCAGGCAUGUGGCCCAGAUCUUAGGAGGCUGAGGCAGGAGGAUCACUUGAGCCGAGGAAUUGAAGUUUGCAGUGAGCUAUGAGGCCACCACUACACUCUAGCCCAGGUGACAGAGCAAGAUUCUAUUUCAAAAAAAAGAAAAAAAAAGAGUAUAGCAAGAGAUGGUUUCAGAUUUUUCUAAAUAUCCAGAGUACUUGAGGUUAAUUAUUUCCAAAAUAGUUUACAAUUCUAUUUAACAGUUUGAGGCUAUUAGAAUUCCCAGGUGCUGCUACUAAAUAAUGCAAUAAUCCUCAUACAAAGUGAAUAGCAAAGGUAGGAUCCAUUUUGAACAAAUAUAUGAGCUGCUGCACAAGUGAGUGUGAUCUCUAUGUUUGCGUGUGUGUGUUAGUGUAUAGACGGUAUGGGUGACUUAAAGAAAUGGUACAAAAGGAAUGGAUUAAAUUGCAUUCUGUUUUCUAUUUGUUUAUGGAGCACAAAAUACCAGAGUAAAUGGCUCAUUAAAGAAAAUAAUGUAUAAAAUUAUGGGGAUGGAAGUAUGAGUGUAGUGCACACACACAAAGAUAAAAUUGAGGUUUUAUAGUGGCGCUUUUCUUAUGUAAUACUGACGUUAAGUUUUAGCUCCUUAGAUUUGGAGCUGCAGAUAUUGUUUUGAGUCACAUAUUGUUUUGAUAGCUAAUUUAUUUAUUUUUUGAUAUCCAUCUAUCAAUAUAACAUUAUUACAGCUAGAAUUUUAAGCAACAAAUUCUAAAUAGGCUCUUUCAGCCAAACUGCAUUUGUGGAUGACUUAUGUAAAAGACAUAUUAGAAUGGGUGCUUGUGGUAAUCUUAAAAAUAGAAACAGGAAGGAAAGGGAGGAUACAUUUAUCAGAUGAACGCACAAAGCUGAACGAACAGUUCCUUCAUUAUUCUCUCCAAUUCAAAAACAGAAUAUUUUGUCUAUUGUCAUUUUAGGGUCUUCUUAGUAUAACCUAUAGUAAAGAUAAUGUUAUAGUGAUUUCACUUCUGUAAGUGAUUUUUUUUGUUGUAUGUGUAUCACCCUUGCUAAAAUCACAAAUCAUUUAUGUUUUUAUUCCUUCUUAAUAAAAGGUGUCAAAGAUGUAUAUGUAUUUCCCCAAAUAAGUCUAUUUCAGUAUUAUUUACAUGGCUUAUUUUAUUAAUUUAUAGGUGGUUUGAGAAAAAUUAUAUAUGGAUAAUUUAAUGAUUUUGCAUGUACUUUAAUUUUGUUGAGUGUUAUAAAUAAGAAGAUAAAUUUAUUAAACUUAUUUAAAAUCCAUUUGGCAUUUGCCUUUGUACCAAAAAAAUGUAUGAGCAUGAAUAGAAGAGUGAUUCUUAAACCCUAUGGUACAUAAAAACAACCUGAAUUAACUUGCUGAACUGCAGAUUAUCAACUCCCAGCAUUAAGAAAUUCUGAUCCAGUAGGUAUGGCUCUUUAGUCUUCAUCUUUAAAAGACAUCCCAGAUGAUUUUGAUGUAAGUGCCCCAGUGAUCACAAUUUGAGAAAUGCUGAAGUAGAAGGUAGGUUUGCUACAUGUGGUUUAUUUGAUCAGUUUUGUGUACCAAUCAAGACUACCUCUUGCUUGAUCAUAUUUAUUUUUUUAUACAUAGAGACUUUUUUUCAGAGCAAUUUCAGAUUCAGCAAAGCUAAGUGGACACAUAUCCGCCAUUAGAGUGACUUACAGAAUAGUUUCACUGCCCUAAAAUCUGUGCUGCUCCUAUUCAUCCCUACUUCCCUCCCAACACCUGGAAAUUACUUAUUGUCUCCAUAGUUUUGCCUUUUCCAGAAUGUCAUAUAGUUGGAAUCAUAUCCCAUGUAGCCUUUUCCAAUUGGCUUUUUCACUUAGUAAUAUGCAUUUAAGUUUCUCCUGUGUCUUUUAAUGGCUUAUAGCUCAUUUCUUUUUAGUGGUGAAUGAUAUUUCAUUGUCUGAAUGUACCACAAUUUAUUUAUCCAUUCAUCUACUAAAGGACAUCUUGCUUGCUUGCAAGUUUGAACAAUUAUGAAUAAAGCUGCUGUAAACAUUUAUAUGCGGGGGUUUUUUGUGGACAUAAGUUUUCAACUCAUU